Capronia epimyces CBS 606.96 is the source of this 1383-nucleotide messenger RNA. RefSeq lists its product as uncharacterized. The coding region runs from base 1 to 1383 and encodes 460 amino acids. The record is from RefSeq and is a predicted model, not a curated record. Gene Ontology annotation, molecular function: protein binding. Lineage: Eukaryota; Fungi; Ascomycota; Eurotiomycetes; Chaetothyriales; Herpotrichiellaceae. The transcript is spliced from 6 exons.
AUGGCCGAACUCUUGGAUCAGCCUCCGGAAGUCCUCCACCACAUUCUUCUCAACGUCGAGCCUACGGACCUUGCCUCGCUGUCCAAGACAUGUCGAUACUUACACAGGGUCAUUCAGGCCGACGAGUUGCUAUGGAAAGAAAUCUACCUUUCUCGACUUGAUCCUCCUGCCGAUGCCGAAGAUGCUCCUCUAUCAUGGCGAGAAAGGAUGGCUAAAGUUGUGAACAUGCAAAAGAUACUCCUAUCGGAAGACGCUGAAAUCAAAGCUAAAGGCCUCGAAGAAGUGCUGACCAAGUCUGUGGAGCUUGCGUAUCAAGCCGCCGCUUCAAACUCCAAGACCACCGACUUUCUAGCCGACCUGUUCCAGAAGUCCAACAAUGCGAAUGACUUCCUGUGCAAAUCAAGUCUGUUCUCGCUAGCCCGGCCGGAGUCAUGGACCGUCGCACCAACUGAGGCCCUCUGUCAACUGUCCGCGCACCUGCACCCCUGUCUUUACAUGACGUUGGCAACAAUUGCUGCCAGUAUCCCCCCCCAUCCUGUCCGGCAUGUGCACCCGUAUGCGCGAGCGCGAGUAUACGAUCUACGCCGCUACACGGCGGCUAAUAUGUGGGGUCCAUUCUUGGACGACGGCAGCCAGCGCGUGGAUUGGGAGAAAGUCCUAGCCAUCAUGAUCCUUCUGGCCUACAACCAUCACAUAUACACUGAGCGGCGUUCUAGUAGCGGAUCUAGUUCAAUCCUUCGACCGUGGGAGAAUGCGUUCUCCGGCAUCGCACCCAACAGUUUCGUGUCGUGCCCUCUGUCCGGGACACCGACGCCCACACUCCGGCCGGACCUCGACGCCAUAGACCCGUACGGUGUGACGGGGACUUGGAUGCGGAUCGUGUGCUUUUUGGACUACAACGACCUGUUCUCAUUCAACUUUGAAGGCGGCCGCGUGCCACCCGACCGAGAUCGUGAUCCGAUCACUACCCGGGAGGCAUUCAGACUGAUCAGGCUGCAGUUGAGGGUGAAUGCGAUCGAGGAACCCGGCGAGGAGGAUGGAAAGAAUCUCCCCGUCGUCCAUUUCGAAGGAACGAGCCGCUCGACGUUCAUGGCUUGGGAUCCUAACGCGAAUUCGAGAAUCAAAGGAACGGUUCGGCAAACACCCGGCGGCGCAAUCCGCUGGACGACAUUCAGCGUCUUCCACGGCGAAGAGCGAUGGCGGAGCGAAGGCGUGCAGGUCGGAGGUCUCCGCUCCGCUCGAGGUAUUUUCGGCAACUGGUUCGACAAGGAUUACGACGCCCACGGCCCGGCGGGCCCGACGGCGUUUUGGAAGAUCAGCGACGAAAUGGUAGAAGAGAAGCGCCCAGCUACUCAGCUUGUACAGAUCUUCAUGGAUGAUUGA